Molecule: messenger RNA, 1029 nt
Organism: Aspergillus heteromorphus CBS 117.55
Lineage: Eukaryota; Fungi; Ascomycota; Eurotiomycetes; Eurotiales; Aspergillaceae
Product: ER membrane complex subunit EMC3
Exons: 5
Coding region: 107-880 (257 amino acids)
Biological process (GO): protein folding in endoplasmic reticulum
Cellular component (GO): EMC complex; membrane
Source: RefSeq, a predicted model, not a curated record
UGGGGAGCUGCCAUUCCAUCUCAUCUCAUCUCUUUCCGCACCGCACCGCAAAUCCCAAGAAAAGACAGACAGGCUAUCGCCAGUCUCGCUCUAUUUCCCGCUCAUCAUGGCUUUGCAAGGGGUCGAGCAGACCAUCCUGCGGGAUCCGGCUCUGUUUGAUCCUAACCGGCAUCCUCCGCCACUACGCCACCGUCCUCAUGAACAACCCCCCAAACCCGCCUCCACGCUGGCCGAAUCCCGCGAACGCCUCGCGCUCAUCCGCGGCGUCAACCUGCGCAAUAACGCCCACGCCGUCCUCUCCAAGGAAUCCUUCGAGAUGCGCAAGACCUACCUCGUCUCCGCGUACCAGAGCGGCGCCUUCCUCAAGAACCCUGACCAGCGCGGCCAGCCGCCCGCCAACCCCAUGACGGACCCCGCUGGCAUGGAGGCUAUGAUGGGCAUGAUGAAGGGGAAUAUGAUGAUGAUGAUUCCCCAGACGCUGAUUAUGAGCUGGAUUAAUGCGUUUUUUUCGGGCUUUGUGAUUUUGAAAUUACCCUUCCCUCUUACGAUCCGGUUCAAGUCCAUGUUGCAGUCGGGCGUCAUGACUCGCGAUCUGGAUGUUAGAUGGGUGUCGAGUCUGUCGUGGUAUUUCCUCAACUUGUUUGGACUGCAGUCUGUCUUUGGGUUUAUCUUGGGCAGUGACAAUGCUGCCAACCACAUGGCCCAGCAGAUGUCCUCCAUGAACCCUGCUGCCGGUAUCAACCCCUUCCAGCCCGGCCAGGACCCCGAUAAGCUGUACCAGAGCGAGGCGGAGAACCUGGAGGUGAUGGAGCACUUCUGCAUCCUGGAUGGGGUACCGGAGCGGGUGUUGCGCCACUACGCGGAUCAUAAGAGCUAUUGAUUGUCUUGCUUGGUUGCUGGCAUUUGAGUCCGUGGCUGUGUUAUGUUCCAUAUGGCCGAAAUUAGACGUGGAGGUGUAUACGAAUAUGAUUUAUAUUAGAAGCGCAGCAUGCGUCAUGUGUAUAGCAAGCAGUCAAUAACAUCAUCCAU